Caenorhabditis bovis is the source of this 1599-nucleotide messenger RNA. NCBI's taxonomy places the organism in Eukaryota, Metazoa, Nematoda, Chromadorea, Rhabditida, Rhabditidae. The record is from the annotation of a GenBank genome assembly.
AUGCUCUUGAGUUUCAGGCGAAUUCUGCGAACGCUCGGAAGGUAUUUGGCGAUGUCGGACGUCACGUCGUCGUCGGUUUGGAAUGAGAACAAUCCUUUGGGGUCGUCCCUUGAUGUCGGCUCGAAGACGCGCAGCCCGCCGCCGAUACCAAAAGCGACACCGGUUUCGCAUUCGGCUCUCAACUCCAACACUAUUGCUCCAAAUGUAGUUCCAGUUACCGAUGAUUUGAUAGUUUUCGAGAGUCAAGAGGAAAUGGAAGCCAGUAAGCCGUGUCAACGAGCGCAGGAUGAUUGCCUACGCGAAUUUUUGCGCAUCGAAUCGCAAUUGGAAAUUCAGGAUUAUAAUCGAAGCUUCUAUCAAAUUCGAAUUGAGCAAGACAAAUUUCGGAUGGAGCCCGAAUUUGCAUCGGAAUGCGCCACCGCACCUCAUCAUUAUAUUAGAAAUCGAUAUCGCGAUAUAUUGCCAUACGAUCACAAUCGUGUUGAGAUCAAGAAAGAUGAUGAGAAUCCCGAAGGCUAUAUGAAUGCUUCUUUUAUUCAGUUGCCGGGCGGCAAAGCGCGAUUCAUUGCGGCUCAGGCGCCACUCUCGUCGACAUUGGAUGAAUGGUGGAAAAUGAUCGAUGAGCACAAUGUUUCGAUGAUUGUCAUCCUUUGUAAGCUCAUUGAGAAUAAUAAGGUGAAAUGUGAACGCUAUUGGCCGACUGAGAUCAAUGAGCCGGAGCUAUUCGGCGAUUAUGAGAUCACGUUGGAAGAGGAGAAAUCAUUUGAUGAUGAUGAAUAUGUGCUGCGGACAUUGAAGAUGGAGAAUCAGACGACAAUGGCGACUAGAAUAGUGUAUCAAUUGCAUUAUAAAGAAUGGCCGGAUCAUGGUUGCCCGUCGGGCGAGAAGCAGCUGUUGAACAUGAUCGAUGAAAUGGCGAAACUUCACGAGAAUUAUGAGCCGACAACGCCAAUUUUGGUGCAUUGCAGUGCUGGAGUUGGGCGAACUGGAACAAUUAUUGCGGUGAAUCAUAUACGCGAGCAGAUCAACGCCGGCACGUGCACAACCAUCAAUGUGUUCGAUUUGGUGUUGAGUUUGCGUCGACAACGUGCCAGUAUGGUUCAGACGCAGGAUCAAUAUCAGUUUGUGCAUCGGUGCAUCGCCGAGUAUUGUAGGCAGAAGCUUGGCAUCACUGUUGAAUUGAAGAAGCAGGAGCGACCGACGGUAUGUCACUUGAGCGGACUAGCGGCGGAUAACAAUCGCGUGUGUUCAGAACGCGCCGCCGGCGAUGCAAUCGAACAGCAGCGUGUGUCUGAUCGCGCCGCCGACGCCAACAUCGCCGGACGAUCAGCAAUCGUCGAAAAUUGGCGACGAGGAUUUUAUGGGCGACGUGCCGGAUUUUCCGUACGAGCCGCCUGCUCCGCUGGGACCGGAGGAUAUGGGCAGUGCGGCGAAUUAAACAGCGAUUCCUCCUCAACAUCGAUGAUUCGUUCGGCGUUCGAUUCGUUUGUGAAUCGCGCGGCCGUUGUGCUCCGCGAGCAGAAGAGCCGCCUCGAGCGUCGAGCGGCGCGCCUUCUGAAUCCCGACGGCACCGAAUCGAGGCCAUCAGGCGACGGUUGA